This is a messenger RNA of Erpetoichthys calabaricus (reedfish), 4466 nucleotides long. It is a transcript of the gene unc5a, whose product is annotated as unc-5 netrin receptor A. Gene Ontology annotation, biological process: anterior/posterior axon guidance; netrin-activated signaling pathway. Gene Ontology annotation, cellular component: membrane. The record is from RefSeq and is a predicted model, not a curated record. The transcript has 16 exons. Gene Ontology annotation, molecular function: protein binding; netrin receptor activity. NCBI's taxonomy places the organism in Eukaryota, Metazoa, Chordata, Cladistia, Polypteriformes, Polypteridae. Bases 1341 to 4013 code for a protein of 890 amino acids.
UAAGGAUAUUGUAGUCAACCCUUAAUUCUAGGGAUCAUUUAUUGGAAUCUCUCUAGUGACCAAGUGCAGUCAUUUAUAACUCGUUUGAUCUUUUCAGAUCAGAUAUUUAAAAAUAAACGGGGUCACCAUUAUAUGAUUGUCUAUUAGAAGCGCAGUACAAUGUUUAACAAAAGGCUGAUGCUAUUUUUUGGUUCUCUUAGCUCUUGGCAUCGUCCCCUCGGACAAAUCCCUGGGUUCCCCAUUACUGUAACACGGAGCGUCCCUUCCAAAAUGUCCAGUUUCGCAAUUCCCUUAUGCGAAGUAUAACAACCCUGCCUUUAUUUAUCUUACUUUUUAUUUUCCUUCUUUUCCAGGCAAAUACCUGCUAACGCACCUGAAUGCAUAGCGCGCAGCUUUUGUGGGGUGGACUGGGAAAGACGCUCGAUUUCCGUUAAUCCAUGUCCAGCAAGAAAACUUGGUCAAUGUAGUCCUAAAUAUAUUCCGUGGAAAAUAGCUGGGAUUGUUUUUAUUAGUCAAACCAGUAAUCUGAAAAGAGAGAUGGGGAGAAAGACACUGGAGAAUGCACUCCUACAAAAAGGGGUUCCACACAUACACGCACGCACGCGCACAGUAUCACAGCAAAAGAGCUGCGAUCUCAAUCCAUUCCGCGUAAAAGCGGCGGCUCCGCGUCAGGUUUUGCUGUGCCGCUGCUGCGCCCGUGUGCUACUUCUCCUUGCCACUCGCUUUUUUUUCCUCCUGCAUUGCUGUACAAGCAGAUGUUAGAUUACCGGUACUGGAAAUCAGUCCAUGCGAGAUCACUGUCGGAGGAGGUAGCGACGGCAGCAGCAGUAGCGGAGGCGACAUCGUCGAGACCGACACACAGAAAAUUUAGCUGCCACUCUUUACGGCUCAGCGAAGUACCAUACUGUCCGUCCAACACAAUACGACAUCGAAGCAGAUUAAAUCCCCUUUCCCCGCGCAGGAAUUCACCCGUUUGUCCCUUGUGCUUCUACGCAAUACUCGCAGUCUCAUUCCUCGACCUGCGAAUAACGGAUUACGUUUAUACCGAUGGGCACAGUGAUGGAUGAGGGUUUGCUCCAAGGACACUUUCUGGAGGUCUUUAGAAAGGAGUGACUUUUAGCACUCAGACAAAUAUACAUGUGUUACAACUAUAACAAAACCAGCAAAACUAUUGCGGACGAGGGAGAGACUGACAAAAAGGAUUUGGACUGUUGAUAUUAUUUUCUUUCGCAACAGUAACAUAAAAAUAGACUACAAAAAUUAUAAAGAAUAACAAUCGCAAAGACAGGUAGCUCCUGGUGGAACAUCUGGACUCUUCAGCCAACUGGAAGUCGGGAAUCAUGUUGUUGAUAAUAAGUUUGGUUUUGAUCAGCAGAUUCACCUGCAGCGAUGCUCAGCACGUUGCCACCGUGACCAACCCUCUCCCUGCUGCCUUCUCAGAUCUGCUGCCCCACUUUCUCAUUGAGCCAGAGGAUGUGUACAUCGUGAAAAACAAGCCGGUGACCCUGACUUGCCGAUCCACUCCAGCUACCCAGAUUUACUUCAAGUGUAAUGGUGAGUGGGUGCACCAGGAUGACCACAUGAUCGAGAGGACCACCGAUCCAUCUACAGGAUUGCCUGUUAUGGAAGUAAAAAUUGACAUUUCAAGACAGCAAGUGGAGAAGAUCUUUGGUUUGGAAGAAUUCUGGUGUCAGUGUGUGGCUUGGAGCACCUCAGGGACACAGAAAAGCCAGAAGGCCUAUGUCCGGAUUGCAUAUCUGAGAAAGAAUUUUGAGCAAGAACCUUUGAGUAAAGAAGUGUCUUUGGACCAAGAAGUACUGCUACACUGCCACCCACCAGAGGGUGUGCCCCCAGCUGAGGUGGAGUGGCUGAAGAACGAAGACCUCAUUGACCCCAUUGGUGACACCAACUAUUAUAUCACAGUGGAUCACAACCUUAUCAUCAAGCAAGCCCGUCUAGCAGACACUGCCAACUAUACCUGUGUUGCCAAAAACAUCGUCGCCCGCCGUCGGAGCUCCUCUGCUACUGUCAUCGUUUUUGUCAAUGGUGGCUGGUCCACAUGGACAGCGUGGUCGGCCUGCAGCGCCACCUGUGGCCGAGGUUGGCAGAAGAGGAGCCGAAGCUGUACCAACCCUACCCCUCUGAAUGGAGGGUCCUUCUGUGAGGGGCAGAACACCAUGAAAAGCGCCUGCACGACCACUUGCCCAGUAGAUGGAGGCUGGAGCGAGUGGAGUAAGUGGUCAGCCUGCGGUGUGGACUGUACGGUAUGGCGUAGCAGAGAAUGCUCCCAGCCAGUGCCAGGAGGUGGAGGGAAAGACUGCCAAGGCCUUGACCUCGAGUCAAAAAAUUGCACCAACGAGCUGUGCCCUCACACUGCUUCUGGUCCAGAAGAUGUUGCUCUGUAUGUCGGUAUUAUCGCGGUGGCCCUAUGCCUAGUGCUGCUACUCAUUGUGGUCAUACUUGUGUACCGACGAAAGAAGGAAGGACUGGACGCUGAUGUUGCUGACUCCUCUAUCCUCACCACUGGAUUCCAGCCUGUCAGCAUCAAACCCAGCAAGCAAGAGAACUCCCAUUUGCUUACCAUCCAGCCAGACCUCACCACUACUACUACCAGCUACCAGGGCAGCCUGCGCUCUCGUCACGAUGCCAACAACAAGUUCACGGUGACCAAUGGGCCAUUGCUGGAUCCCCUGGAGAAUGGACGACAUACUCUCCACAAUGGCAAAUUGACGACCGAUCCAGCCGACUUCAUGACGCGACUCUCCACUCAGACCUACUUUAAAUCACUUCCCAGAGACACAGCCAACACAUCCUAUGGCACCUUCAAUUUUCUUGGAGGCAGAUUGACCAUCCCAAACUCAGGAGUCAGCCUUCUCGUACCUCCUGAAGCUAUUCCGCGAGGAAAAAUUUAUGAGGUCUACUUGACAAUUCAAAGGAAAGAAGAUGUGAGGUUACCUCUAGCUGGCUGCCAGACCCUGCUGACCCCCAUUGUCAGCUGUGGCCCACCUGGCGUGGUACUGACCCGUCCUGUAAUCCUCAGUAUGGACCACUGUGCAGAGAUCAACCCUGAAAACUGGGCCAUCAAACUGAAAAAGCAGUCCUAUGAGGGCACGUGGGAGGAUGUUCUACAGGUUGGUGAAGAGUUACCUUCUGAUUCUUACUAUUGCCAGCUGGAGGCAGACAAGUGCCGGAUCUUCAUGGAACAGUUAGGCCGCUUUACUCUGGUGGGGGAGUCACUCAGUAUGGCUGCCACCAAGCGCCUGAAGCUCAUCCUGUUUGCACCAGUGUGUUGCACCACCCUUGAGUAUAGUAUCAGAGUUUACUGCAUGGAUGACACACAAGAUGUCUUCAAGGAAGUGAUGCAACUGGAAAGACAGUUGGGAGGACGGCUCAUUGAUGAACCCCAGGUCCUGCUCUUCAAAGACAGCUAUCACAAUCUCAGACUGUCAAUUCAUGACAUGCCUCGUGCACACUGGAGGAGUAAACUACUUGCUGGCUAUCAGGAAAUCCCAUUUUAUCACAUCUGGAGUGGCUCUCAGCGGAGUUUGCACUGCACUUUUACACUGGAGCGGCUCAGUCUGAGUACAUGUGAGCUGUCAUGCCGGCUGUGUGUGUGGCAGGUGGAAGGAGAAGGACAGAGUUUUGGUAUUGACUUCAACAUUGCCAAGGACACACGUGCACUGGAAGCAGACUUCUUUGGCUCAGACACCAAUGCUCCAGCAUUAGCAGGGCCCAGUGCCUUCCAGAUUCCCUACCUGAUACGACAGAAGAUUUGCAGCAGCUUGGAUGCCCCUUGCCCACAUGGUGCAGACUGGAGGCUGUUGGCACAGAGGCUGCAGCUGGACAGACACAACAGUUUCUUUGCUUCGAAAGCCAGCCCCACAUCAGUUAUCUUGGACUUGUGGGAAGCGCAACACUUUCACAGUGGCAACCUGAAUCACUUGGCAGCAGUCAUGGCAGAGAUUGGCAAGCAAGAGGCAAUGAUCUUCUUAGUGAGUGACGGCGAAUGCUAGUACCAGAGAGACCAAUGCUGUGCACAUCGGGGUGUACUUGCCGUCCAGGUUUGACCACUUGCUACCUUUUGGUUUUGGUGCACUCCCUCCAGUGGAUCCGUGUGCUUUUCAUUUGGCGUUCCUGCACAUGUUUACGACGAUUUUGCAGAAGCCUGUAAAGUUGCUGCAUCCCAAAAGAAGGUGUCUGAAAACAGUGCCGUACAUUUUGACAAAAGCGAGAGCCAAACAGAAAAGAGGCCUACUCAUUUGAAAGGUGGCAGCCAUCGAUCCAGAGUUUCUUUGGAAAUGGAUGCAGCCCAGCUCCAGCUCACACAAUGUAGUGCCACAAAUAAUCUUUUUUUAUUUUCAUUACUUUAUGUAAAGCAUCACCGCCAAUUAUAUUUCACUAUGAAGGUUUGGUAUAUGAGGUCAUGUUAUUCUUGAUAAAAGCGGUGGAUGGUUUUCAUGCUUAGA